CCUCCCUUCUCUUUCUUCCUCCUUGUUCAACUCAGCUUACGUCGAACAUGGUGCAUUGUGCAUAUCUCUUAGCGCUGCUGUGCAUUAGCGUUUGCCUCACAGUCGCAAGUGCAAGCCUGCCUCUUGCCUCGGACGCAUCUAGAGACAUCCACCUUGUGCGCCGGGGACGAAAGAAGGGUAAUCCCGUGCAGGCGACGACUUAUGGCAUAAGAAAGGACCCAGAGGAAGAGAAGCAUAGCUUCCCCGAGGAAGCAGAGAACCGGGCUGGACCCGAUCUCUCCCCAAAUCUUGUGACACCGCCCUUUUCGCACAGCAAGGAUAGUCCCUUCCAUGAUUACCAUCGGCAUAGCGAGAUUGACAAAGGAGCUGCGCUUCUGCUGUCGCUUUCAAAGCCUAUGGUCAACCGCGAAGAAAUGUACCUUGGACCGCCAGAGACCACAUUGUCAUCUUUUGCAACGACAAAGAAAAGACGUAUCAGCGAGGCAGAGACUACCAGCAGAAAAGAGGACCAAAUGAGGACCAAGUCACUGUCGAGCUCCUCUUCUGCACAGACGAAGAGCACCGACGAUUCGGUAGAAGGAUCAUCUGACGAAGAAGUGACAAGCAAGAGGCGCGAGAAACCUUUGCUUCCUGGUCUCAUCAAGAAAAGGGGGGUUCCCGAUCUCAAUGAACCAGCCCUCGAGCAAGAGUGGUCCAGUGGGCGGCCCUCAGAGGCCCCAUUGGCACCAGAGAAGAGCACGCCUUCCAGUCCGGACAGAUUGGCGUGGGAACAGGGAGAAAGAGCAACAAUGACAGCUCCGCGAUUUUCAAGAGGCUUCGACCUCAAUGGACCCGCACACUCAGCUUCGACUGCCGCCGAGGAACAGCAGCACUUCAAUAAAGCGCCGCCCGUGACUGGCCCUCAAGAACCAGGCAAACACAUAAGAGUCGCUUCAUCUGAUACACAAGCUGUCCAUUCGAUCGCACUCAAUGAUCUCACUAAUUACGGCGAAGGCGAAACAUCCAGCGGAACCAGUCGGAGAAGAACAAGUACACACGAGGCAAGUGGUACAUCUGGGCCUCCAAGCCCAAAGCAUUCCUUCGAUCUCAAUGAGCUGUUCGUAGACAAUGGCGAAUCAAGCGAGCACGGGAUUAUGUCCUCGUCCUCAGUGCGAAGGGCAAAGAAGAAGAUGGGCGAGACCGACGAAGUGACAAGCUCCCAUCAUUCGAGGGGUAGUCGCUCGUCUUCGCCGUCGUCAUCGCUCCCAACGACAAGUGCCGCUAUUCAGGAGCCGGACCUUUGGAGCUGGAACCACGAUGGAAAGUUCAAUCGGACACGGAGCAAGCGCCUCAAGUCAAGCCGUUUCACCACCGGCACCCCCAUUUUCGCGAGCUCCAGCCGAGGGAAAGAGUUUUCGAAGACUUGCCGCCCUCGCCAUACUCACCGCCUUCUUCACCACACUCGGCGCCCUCUUCACCACCUUGGAUUCCACCAUCCCGCGCUCUCAGCCCAAAGCAGAAUCUUCCCAAGGGAUCGGCUCCUUCGACGCCUAGUCCACGGAGGGACGGACGUCGUGCGAAGAUCGCACAGGGCGCAGAGUCUCCCUUGCACUCCAAGAAGGGUAGGGCUACUCUUGAAGAAUUAGAAGAGGGGCCGUCUCUUGAAGAGUUGAAUCGCCUAAACCUCGUGAAAACAGAGGACAAAGUUAACUGGUGGUUUCGGUACGGGGUCAAACACUAUCCGAAACUCUUUAUCUCAAAAGCGG
Molecule: messenger RNA, 1745 nt
Organism: Acaromyces ingoldii
Lineage: Eukaryota; Fungi; Basidiomycota; Exobasidiomycetes; Exobasidiales; Cryptobasidiaceae
Exons: 1
Coding region: 48-1625 (525 amino acids)
Source: RefSeq, a predicted model, not a curated record